AUGGAUUCAAAUACUGCACCUAGACCCAUUCCAACAAUCCAUUUACCUGCUUUGCAAUCUUCUCCCCCAACUCAGCAUUUGCCUGGUGACUUGCUCGGCUUUCCAGAUCCUCCAGCACCGCUUGUGUUUCCAGUCGACCCAGCUGACAUUUCCAACACUGAUAGCCGGAAGGUUACUCGCUUGUGGCCAUCCUGCAUUCCCCUCUUUACCUUCACAGAACAUUCAUGUUUGCAGGAGCGUAAGGAUCGGAUUAUACAGGUACUUAAGCUCAGCAAGAACAAGAGACUCAGGAAUAACCUACGAACCACCAGUGACCGUGUAUUGAAGUAUAACCAGUACACAGAGACCUUCUCGGAAGAAACAGGCAUGCUAGAUCGCCUUCUCACGUCCGUUUUUGCCUGCACCACGUUCACGAAAGAUGUCGUCUACAAGAUGGAUGAGAACAUCUAUCAGAGACUUCACACCAGGUUAACGACUCGCCGUGCAAUAGCUUCCUCGUCUCUCAAUUCAUUUGGUUAUUCAGAUUUUAAAGUACCUACAUGGGCCAUCAACACCGCGAAAGGUUUGACAGCCAACGACUUUGAGAUAUAUGCCUUGCAGUAUCGCAUUCGUGUUGAGCACUUCCUUCAUAUGCUUGACUUUGUCCAUGACUGGAGUAAGCUUCGGACACGCGUAUACCUAGACGAAAAUCUCCUGGAAACCGUUCAGCGUAGUGCUGACAGAGCCCGUCUCGAGAAAAGGGAUUAUUACCUUCCUGUUGUUCCUCCCAUAACAUAUUCUAACCCUAUCAAGUCGAAGACCUCUUGUCAGGCCUCAGCCUCCGACUUGAGUGGGGAGGGAGUACACUAUGCUGCUACAAGAGACACGGAAAGGCAUCCAAGUAACUUGCAGGCCGCUGAAAGACGAGGGAGACACGAGAAUUUGCAUACGGCAGACUAUCGAGGUCAGAUCCCUGCAGACUUGUAUAAAAGAAAUCCUUCUUUGGACAAGGCGCUAGUAGGCAAGAGCGUUUAUCACGGAUGCUCUCCUAGCAAUCCUGAUUCAGGUCAAGGUGGAGACAAUGGAGACCGACUUGUAUCUUGUCGAUCUUCAUAUAACCAACGAAUCCCUGCAUGCUACGUUCACUCGGAGCGUACUAGCGUUCGUUUUGACACCACAUUCAAACCAAUGAAUGUACCUCCUUGCAGCAGCAACCCGGACACGAGAGUUAGUUGCGAGAACAAAUUCAACAAUACUCCAACCCUUAAUCAUAACACCGGUAUUCCAAUCCUUCACUCACCGACCAAAAAUGAGGUUCGCACCUUCCGAAUUGCUUCGAAUACACCAUGUAUACCAUUUUCCAAGAAGGGGUUACCACGUAAAGUGAGACGUCACAUUGACAAGGUGGAGAGACAGCGACAGAGAGAAAAUCGUCGGCGCCCAAAUUUACCGCUAGAAGAAACACGGCCACUAUUCUGCUAUACCUCCUUCCGAAAGAAAACCAUGACGGUUGAAGCCAGGGUAUAUUACUUUCAUCUCGACAUCCCAAGAGUCAUCAUGGAUUCAGGAUUGGAUAUGGCUUUCGCAUUCCAUAAGGCGUUUAAGAUGGUUUUUAUAUGGCCAAAGGUUCGCAAGAAGAUCAACCUCAAUAGGCAGGUUAUAGAACGGACCAGGCAAACUGAAAGUCGGUCGCACAAGCAACAUCUCGGAAGACACGGAAUGGAAGUUGAAACACCUAUUGCAUCGGCUAUUGAUGGGGAGCAUCGAAACGAAGUUUAUGUCCUAUUUGACACAAGUCAGUUCACCAAGCUCCAGUCACACCGCCGGACCCAGAAAGCUUAUUGCCGUUCGAAACAUCGAAGUGUACCAGGGGAUAUCCGAGCCAAAAAAUACAUUGUGAUACUUGCGAAACCAAAGCCGGCUGCCGGUCGUGAUAACCGAUUUCUUAGUGUAUCCUUUGCAUCCUCGACAAACGCUCCCACGAUUCCUAUCAUGCUGGAAGCCACGGCGACUGAACGAGAUUCAAAGCGACUACUCACAAAUUGUCCACAGAGUGUCGAGUUCAAUGCAACGUCUUUGAGGGCCAUGCCAGAGAAGACGGAGUGCGACCAAUUACAUCGGAGUGUUCAGCUCAACACUAGUUCAAACGGCGUACCCUUCCACAUUUUUAUCAUGCGUAUUGGAGUAUCUCGCAUCUCUCCUUUCGGAAAUUCCCAAACUGGCCUUCUAAUGUGUUCGACAGACGUAGCGCCGACCGUGGCACAAACGGAAGUUCAUACGAGCCUGAGUAUCGCUCAACAUAGACGACGCAUCAUUCACGCAUCAGGAAGCGACCAUGAAGCCAUAAGCAUACCAUUAGAAUUCCCGACCAAUAGAAAACGACACCAUCAGAAAAGAAAUCAGCUCACCGGGCCCAUGAGGCAACUUGAUGACCAGAUUCGGGAUCCGGGUAUCAACAUACAAGGCAUGGUCGAAAUCAACAUUAUCCUGGACAAUGAGGCAGGAUACUCUUAUGUAUGGUGGAAGGACUCAAAGCCGGGCACAGUCUCGAGGGUGAACGAACCAAUAUUGGUAUUGAUAACACAGCGAAAGGAGGGCCGCGGCGAUCAACAUCAUCAAUAUCAUUCCCAUUUUGGAAACAACUCCGAACCGGGAACUACGAAAGCCGAUUCCCCUUGCUAUCACCGCACGAUGGAACCGUCUUCCAUGCAUGCAUCUCCCAAACGACCUUCUGGCACAUCUUGUGACAGAAAAUAUUUUGAAUCUAGUAUAAACGUUAAACCAGAGACAUGUCAUUGGGCUCAAAUGUUUCGUCGAUAUUUGAAACAUUAUCCAGUACAAGGAGAGGUCCGAUAUCUAAGAUACCGCGCUAGAUUAUCGACCCGUGUUCACUCCCUGAUGAGGCAAUGUGUCCUAUUUCUCGAACAACACGCCAGCCGAGAAACUCGUUGGCAGCAAGGAGAAGACUUACCCUGUCGCCUCAUCUACCGGCUCUCUGUCUUUCAUAUUUCAAACAUCUGCUGUUCUCUAACAGCAAUAGGAAACUGGAAUACAACCAGUCCUGUUCGUAUUCCUGGUAAAGGGUUGUACAGGAUUUGUAGGGGAAGCCGAAAAAUGAAACGACGACCACACAUCACACCAAAGAGUUGGGGUAUUAGGACAGUGCGUAAUCCGCAUCGAAUUGCUAUCCGAAUUAAGGCGCAGACAUUUCCAAAUGCCACCUCCAAAGAGUUCAACAUCACCACCAGACACGAACUCAUCAUGGCAUUCCUCCAUUGCCUUCCCAGCUUCACUUUCAUUCUUGCAGACAAGGAACUUGGAGAAUUCCUGGACUGUCGAGACUUGCGUAAAUUCCAGAAACCUCAAUUUCCGGCAAUUCCUACUGUCCUAUGGGACUGGGACUUUACAACUGGGCUCGGGGAUCGACAGCAGCAUGUCUCAAGGAUUCGGUGCUCGCCUCGAUUGGAAUUCCUUUGUCCGCUUAUUCCGGAAUCAAUCAGUUUCCCUAGGUUUUCAGUUUACCCCCACUUGUCAAUGAUAGCAGAAGUCGCAGCGAUUAAACAAGAGUUAAGGCGACUACUCACAGAGCGUCCACAGAGUGUCGCACUCAAUACAGUAUCAUGGAAACCCAAUUUGACAGAGAACACUGAAAACAAACAAUUAAAACAUCGUGUUCGGCUCAUCACUAGUUCAAACGACGUACCCGGUGACAAUUUUAUCAUGCAUAUUGCAUUCUCUCCCAUCGUUCCUUCUGGACAUAAAGAAGCCAGUCUUCUAGCGCAUUUAACAGGCCUAGCACCGACUGCGCAACUACCAGAGGUUGAUACAGAAGUCAUUGGGCGAAGGCGAUGCCUACAUACAUCAGGGAAUGAAGUGAAUGAUACUGAGACCUCAAGGCAAUGCAUAAAGGUGGACACAAUCUCGAGCGUGAAUGGAACGAUGGUGGAAUGGAUUAGACGGCAAAAUGAUGGGGCCCAUCAUCAAUAUCAUUCCCGUUUUGGAAACUGCUCCGAGGAACCGGCUCUUGCCGAUUCUCCGCUUCAUCGCACGAAGCUUUCCUCUAUUCGCGUAUCGUCCGGGCUUUGUUUGUAUUUACCCAUAUACAUGCUUGUUAUUGCGGAACAAGUUUGUCAUUUACCCAAUCUUCGACUCAUCGGCUCAUGUAACAGCAAAAGGCCUGUCGGUAAUGCCAUUUCCGAAGGCGAUUAA
Molecule: messenger RNA, 4188 nt
Organism: Desarmillaria tabescens
Lineage: Eukaryota; Fungi; Basidiomycota; Agaricomycetes; Agaricales; Physalacriaceae
Exons: 2
Coding region: 1-4188 (1395 amino acids)
Source: RefSeq, a predicted model, not a curated record